Capsella rubella is the source of this 1125-nucleotide messenger RNA. Its product is annotated as MATH domain and coiled-coil domain-containing protein At2g42480. Bases 1 to 1020 code for a protein of 339 amino acids. The record is from RefSeq and is a predicted model, not a curated record. Gene Ontology annotation, molecular function: protein binding. NCBI's taxonomy places the organism in Eukaryota, Viridiplantae, Streptophyta, Magnoliopsida, Brassicales, Brassicaceae. The transcript has 4 exons.
AUGUGGAAAGAAAAGGCAUGUUUCAGGUUUGAGAUAGACAACUUCUCGGGGAAGGAAGCUGCUGUGAUGUCAAACGUAUUCGUGAGUGGCGGAUACGAAUGGUAUAUCUCCCUUCUUCCCAAGGGAGAAGAUGGUCUUUACGUUGAUUACUCGUCUUUGUACCUGUACGCUACUAACUCUAAACCAGUGGGAAGUGGAUGGAAAAGGAUUGCUAGUUUUUACUUCGUUCUCUUGAAUCAAUCCCACAAAGCGCUCUACAGAUCAGCUGGUCAUUAUUUUACCUAUAUCCUCCCAUGCGCAGAUUCUCUGAGCUGGGGUUUCGCAGAGACCUUGCCUCUUCGCAAGUUUCAGAAACAAGGGUUGCUUGAGAAUGACAAACUCAUUGCUGAAGUCUACAUUCACAUGGUAGAUUCUUUUGAUGGAGAAUUAAGACAUGUAUCAGAGAAGAAGGAGACCGUGGAUAUCAACGGGUUUCAACUUCUUGCUUCUCAGGCUACUUUAGCAAGGAAGAUAUUCGCGGAGCACCCAGACCUCGCAUAUGAUUUCACACCAAGGAACCAAGUUGUCAGGACAGAAUACAUGAAUGUCCUUCUCAGCCUCGUUGAGACACUUGAUAAUCCUUCACUUAAUCAUUCAGAGACUGAGCUAAGCAAUGUUCGCAUCGAGUUGAGUGAGCUGGCCGAAGCAGGCUUCAAGCUCGACUGGUUGUACUCAAAGCUUGAUGAGGUUUCCUUGAAAAGGGAGAAAGCAGGUGCUGAUUCCCAAGUCCAAGGACUCGAUGAACCUUGUAAGGAUGAUCAUGUGAUGAAGCUGUUAACAUUGCUGAAUAAUUUGAAGGCAAAGCUUGAGAAAUCAGAUUAUGCUGAUGGUUCUCGGUUCAAAGAAAUGGAGGGACGAAUCAGUGAUCUUGAGAUGGUGGUGUCAGAUCUCAAACUUAAGCUGGAGGAGGCCUCAUCUUUUUCUGAUGAUGAUGACACAACUUCUUCUUAUGAUGAUGAUUUUGUAGAGAUAUUAUACUAAAAGUGUGAAGAGAUUUGUCUUUUUAGAAAGACCUUAUGUUGAUUUAUUCUUUGUCUUUAUGUCCACCACAUUUGGAUGCUUAAUUUCGUUGUAUCGUAGUUUGAG